AUGCAGAAACCCUUUGUUUUAGGCAACAAAAUUGUAUGUUCAAAUGAGAUACAUAAAAAAUAAAAUAUGUAAAUCAUUGCUUUGUGUUUAACUGAUGAUUGCAAUUCUAAGAAAACCCUCUGUCCUCAAUGUUUUAAUGAACAUGACAAAAGCCAUAUAAUAAUUGAAUUGUCUAAUUUGACUUCCCAAUUAUAGGAAUAAUAAGAAUUCUAGACCAAUCAAAGAAACGAGAAAUACUAGCUUUUAAGUUCGAAACAAGAUCUUUGUUACGAGUUAAUUUGUGAAAAAUUGGGUUAGAUCUAAAAGGAAGCAAAUCAGGCUAAGCAAUUAAGCAAACAAAAGAUAGAAGCCGAAUCUAAAUCGCAUUUUGCAAAUAACUUAAGGAAUGAGGAAGAAUUAGAAUAAUUAGCAAAAGAGUUGUAGAAUAAGGUGAAUGCAGAUCAUUUUAAUCCUAGACUCAUUAAAAUCUUAAAUCAAAAGAACAUUCUGUUAGGAUAUGAGAAGUUUGUAACCAAAUUUUUAUUUGAUGCAUGCUUGUUCCUAAAUAGCACUGAUUGUGCUGAACAAUGCGAAUAUUUUAUGGAUAAUCAACUAAUGAGUUUAAAAAGUCUUAUGAGCAACAUAAAUGAUGUCCGAUAAGAAAUAAUAGUUGGAUUCUAAGACGAAGAGCAAAAUCUAUUGUACAUGCAAUCUAUUUAUGAAAAAUUGGAUCAGAGUUUCUAACUCUACCUCUCAAAAAAACCUCAAUAAGUUAGUGAUGAAUAGGUAUAAUAUAUGAACAAUCUAAUAAAAUUACCAGUUGGGUAAAUAUUACAAUCCUAUCCAACAGAAACACUUAUAACAAAUUAAUUUCAGAUCAUUUUUGAUAACCCCUUCUCAAAAGUAAUAACAAAAUAGAAUUUAAAUCAUUUGAAAACCUUAUGCAAUGAGAAAUCUCUUAUAUGCAUAGGGGCCAUCAAAUCAUCAGAUCCUAAUCUCCUGAUUCUCUGCUCUAUUGAUUAUGCAAGUGAAUUAUUGCAAUCUACUUCGGAUUUCAAAGUGGCAAGAAAAAGCAGAAGUGGAUCAGUUUACUGGUACAAUAAGUAUGGAGUCUUUUGUGGAGUCAUUGGAUUCUCUCCAAUAUAAUAAAUUGACAUUGGAAAUGCCCUUAACAUCCAUUGUGAUUCUCAAAUAUUGGAAGGAGAUCUACGUUUCAGUAUGUAGAUUGAUCAUAAAACCAGUCUUAGGAUUGGCAAAGACAUUACUGAUCAUCCUAAUUAUAGAUGGUAAUUAUAUUUAAAAUAAUGA
This is a messenger RNA of Paramecium tetraurelia, 1287 nucleotides long. RefSeq lists its product as uncharacterized. NCBI's taxonomy places the organism in Eukaryota, Ciliophora, Oligohymenophorea, Peniculida, Parameciidae. The transcript is spliced from 2 exons. The record is from RefSeq and is a predicted model, not a curated record.